AUGGAAGGAAAAGCCAUUCCCUUCCUCUUUUCCUUUAUCUUCCUUUCUCUCACUGUCACUUUUGCCGGAGAGUUACAUUACCAAACCCUAGUCCUAAGCCCUCUCCCCAAGCCACAGUCACUCCCAAUAUGGACCCAAGACUCCCAAACCCUUUCAGUACUGGAACCAGAACAAACCACCACCGAAUCUUACUCAGAAACCACCGUUUCCUUACAGUUACACCACAUAGACUCUCUCUCCUCCUCCUCCUCCUCCAAGUUCAACAUCACCCCGGAGGCCCUCUUCAACCUCAGACUGCAACGCGACUCCGUCAGAGUCAAAACCUUGACGUCCCUCGUCGCCGUUAAAACCAAACCCACAGGCAGUCACGUGCGCGCACGUCGCAGCAGAGACUUCAGCGGUUCCAUAAUCUCAGGGCUCGCGCAAGGCAGCGGUGAGUACUUCACGCGCUUGGGGAUAGGCACUCCUGCUAGAUACGUUUACAUGGUCUUGGACACCGGAAGCGACGUCGUUUGGAUCCAGUGCAGGCCGUGCCGGAAAUGCUACACACAGUCCGACCCGGUCUUCGACCCAACCAAAUCCUCUUCCUUCGUCGGACUCUCAUGUGGGUCCCCUCUAUGUCGCCGUCUUGACUCACCUGGCUGUAGCAACCGUCGGAGGUGUGUUUACCAAGUGUCCUACGGUGAUGGGUCUUUCACUUCUGGUGAAUUUUCCACUGAAACACUCACUUUUCAAAGAAUCAGAGUAAAAAAUGUUGCAAUCGGAUGUGGGCAUGACAAUGAAGGCCUUUUCAUCGGAGCUGCUGGGUUAUUGGGUCUCGGCCGUGGAGGAUUAUCUUUUCCGAGACAGAGCGGUCGCCGAUUUGGCCGGAAAUUUUCUUACUGUUUGGUGGACCGAUCGGCUUCGUCGAAACCGUCUUGGAUAAUAUUCGGCAACUCUUCUGUUUCAAGAAACUCCAUUUUCACUCCUUUACUUGCUAAUCCGAAACUCGAAACGUUUUACUACGUGGGUCUCACCGGAAUUUCUGUCGGAGGUGUUCGUGUUCCUGGCAUUAAGGCUUCAAUGUUCAAGUUUGACGCCACUGGCAACGGUGGUGUGAUCAUUGAUUCAGGUACGUCGGUGACCCGGUUAACCCAACCCGCUUAUGUUGCAAUGAGGGAUGCUUUUCGGAUGGGAGCAUCCAAUUUAAAGCGGGGACCCGAGUUUUCACUGUUCGACACUUGCUUUGAUUUGUCCGGCCAAACGGUGGUGAAAGUUCCGACGGUGGUAUUGCAUUUUGUGGGUGCUGACGUGUCGUUGCCGGCGUCGAAUUAUCUUAUUCCUGUGGAUAGUUCGGGGAGGUUUUGUUUUGCAUUUGCGGGUACGAUGAGCGGGUUGUCCAUAAUUGGGAAUAUCCAACAACAAGGGUUCCGGGUUGCGUAUGAUUUAGCAGGUUCAAGGGUCGGGUUUUCUUCACGUGGGUGUGCUUGA
Ilex paraguariensis (yerba mate) is the source of this 1470-nucleotide messenger RNA. NCBI's taxonomy places the organism in Eukaryota, Viridiplantae, Streptophyta, Magnoliopsida, Aquifoliales, Aquifoliaceae. The record is from the annotation of a GenBank genome assembly.